AUGGGAGUGACGAUAAUAGAAGUACUGGGUCCUUCUGACAAGGAUGUGGAAAAGGAUGACUUAAUAAAGCUAGUUUAUCUAGAAAAAGUGAUAAAGGAGAGUCUUCGCCUGUACCCAAUAGCGCCUGCUUUUCCACGAGUGUCACACGCGGAAUUGAAAAUCAAUAACUACACGUUUCCAUCUGGAACUACAUUUGUGAUUGACGUCUUCGGCCUUCAUCGGCAUCCAAUAUGGGGACCUGAUGCCACCAUCUUCAGACCCGAGAGAUGGGAUAACCUGGACUCGUUGCCGAAGGAGUUCAGUCCAUUUGGAGUGGGCAGACGGACUUGUAUCGGUAUAUUAUUAUCCUUUAUUUUCCUUUUAACCAAUGUUUUGCGAUGUGAAAAACAUAUUAAUCCCGGCGAACCGAACUCGUCCCGGGCAGCCGAAGAUAGAGUGUUCAGUAUCCAAAAGGGAAAAGUGUACGCGAUGAUGUCAAUGAAAAUAUUAUUAGCGCAUCUUCUAAGGCGAUUCAAAGUGAUUUCGGAUAUUACCAAAUUGGAUCUCAAGUUGGACUCGCUGUUAAGACCUGAAUCCGGUUACGAAAUCAAAAUAGAGCUGAGACAAUAACGUUUGAUUGAUCCUUAAAUAAAUAUCUAUUAAUUUGUUAAGUGUGAUUUUUCAUUAGAUACAACCAGGGCCCUGAUUCUGCUAAUUACAAUGGCCGAUGAAUGAAUGGCAAUUGGAUUAUUAUUCCAUUAACUCAUAACCAUCAUCCUAGCCUUUUCCCGACAACUUUGGGGUCGGCU
This is a messenger RNA of Trichoplusia ni (cabbage looper), 788 nucleotides long. Its product is annotated as cytochrome P450 4V2-like. Lineage: Eukaryota; Metazoa; Arthropoda; Insecta; Lepidoptera; Noctuidae. Gene Ontology annotation, molecular function: heme binding; monooxygenase activity; iron ion binding. The transcript has 5 exons. The coding region runs from base 1 to 609 and encodes 202 amino acids. The record is from RefSeq and is a predicted model, not a curated record.